Galeopterus variegatus (Sunda flying lemur) is the source of this 4439-nucleotide messenger RNA. RefSeq names its product SET binding protein 1 (gene SETBP1). Gene Ontology annotation, molecular function: DNA binding. The transcript is spliced from 5 exons. The record is from RefSeq and is a predicted model, not a curated record. Lineage: Eukaryota; Metazoa; Chordata; Mammalia; Dermoptera; Cynocephalidae. The annotation marks the transcript as partial.
UUGCAGAUCUGAUCUCUUCUGAACACCUCACUGUGUCGCCAUCCCUGGGACUCUGAACCUGGUAGCUGGAUCAUUUUGUCCUUGGAAUUUUGGGUGUCCUCUCUUCUCACCUUUUCCUUUUCCCCUUCCCCCUCCUGAGAACUCCUGAAGACUGUAGGACUGUCAUGGAGUCCAGGGAGAUCUUAAGCAGCUCCCGGCAAAGAGGGGGAGAGUCGGAAUUCCUGCCAGUCUCCUCAGCCAAGCCCCCAGCUGCUCCUGGCUGUGCAGGAGAACCUUUGCUCUCUGCUCCAGGACCUGGGAAGGGGAUCCCAGUGAGUGGAGAACGCAUGGAGCCAGAGGAGGAGGAUGAACUGGGCUCAGGGCGGGAUGUGGAUUCCAACUCCAAUGCAGACAGUGAGAAAUGGGUGGCAGGAGAUGGCCUGGAGGAGCAGGAGUUUUCUAUCAAGGAGGCAAAUUUCACAGAGGGGAGUUUGAAGCUGAAGAUUCAGACCACAAAGCGGGCUAAGAAACCCCCAAAGAAUCUGGAGAACUAUAUAUGCCCACCUGAGAUCAAGAUCACCAUCAAGCAGUCUGGGGACCAGAAGGUGUCUCGUGCUGGGAAAAAUAGCAAAGCUACGAAGGAGGAAGAAAGAAGCCACUCUAAAAAGAAGCUCCUCACAGCCAGUGACCUUUCCGCCAGUGACCUCAAAGGAUUUCAGCCACAGGCUUACGAGAGGCCCCAGAAACACUCAACUCUCCACUACGACCCAGGCCUCCCACAGGACUUCACCAGUGACACCUUAAAACCAAAGCACCAGCAAAAAAGCAGCAGCCAGAACCACAUGGACUGGUCCACCAGCUCUGACAGUGGACCCGCCACUCAGAAUUGCUUCAUCAGUCCAGAGUCUGGCAGAGAAACUACAAGCACCAGCAAGAUCCCAGCUCUUGAGCCCAUGGCUUCCUUUGCAAAGGCCCAGGGUAAGAAAGGCAGUGCAGGAAGCACGUGGAGUCAGUUGUCUAACAAUAGCAAAGAUUUGCUCUUGGGGAGUGUGGUUCCAUCCCCAAGCAACCACAGCUCACCAGCCCCACCCAGCAGCUCUGCUGAGUGCAAUGGGCUUCAGCCCCUGGUAGAUCAAGAGGGAGGAGGUGCAAAGGAGCCCCCAGAACCACCUACUAUAAGUAGCAAGAAAAAGUCCAGCAAGAAAGAUGUGAUAAGUCAAACUGUACCAAACCCAGACCUGGACUGGGUCAAGAAUGCCCAGAAAGCAUUUGAUAACACAGAAGGGAAAAGGGAAGGCUACUCUGCAGAUAAUGCCCAAGAGGCAUCGCCAGCCAGGCAGAGCAUGAGUUCCAUUAGUAAUCCUGAAAAUGACUCAAGUCAUGUCCGGAUUACUAUCCCCAUCAAGGCACCUUCUCUAGAUCCAACCAGCCAUAAGAGGAAAAAGAGGCAGUCCAUUAAAGCAGUGGUGGAAAAGAUCAUCCCAGAGAAAGCCCUGGCUUCUGGAAUUGCUAUGAGCAGUGAAGUAGUUAACAGGAUACUCUCCAACUCUGAGGGAAAUAAAAAAGAUCCCCGUGUGCCUAAGUUGGGUAAAAUGAUAGAGAAUGAGUCCCCCUCAGUUGGCCUUGAAACUGGUGGAAAUACCGAGAAAGUUGUCCCAGGAGGUGUGCCUAAGCAGCGAAAGCCACCCAUAGUCAUGACGCCUCCAACAUGCACAGACCACUCUCCAUCAAGAAAGCUGCCAGAAAUCCAACAUCCAAAAUUUGCUGCAAAACGGAGGUGGACGUGCAGCAAACCAAAACCCACCAGUAUGCUCCGUGAGGCAGUCAUGGCCGCCUCUGAUAAACUUAUGGUGGAACCGCCAUCUGCUUACCCCAUCACCCCAUCCAGCCCUCUGUACACCAACACAGACAGUCUUACUGUGAUCACUCCAGUCAAAAAGAAGCGGGGACGACCAAAGAAGCAGCCUUUGCUCACAGUUGAGACGAUUCACGAGGGUACUUCCACCAGCCCAGUCAGUCCCAUCAGCCGAGAGUUUCCUGGCACCAAGAAAAGAAAGAGGCGACACAAUUUAGCUAAGUUGGCCCAGCUAGUACCAGGAGAGGACAAACCCAUGAGCGAGAUGAAAUUUCACAAAAAAGUUGGAAAGCUUGGUGUGUUGGAUAAGAAGACCAUCAAAACGAUCAAUAAGAUGAAGACACUCAAGAGGAAAAAUAUCUUGAACCAGAUCUUGUCCUGCUCCAGCAACAUGGCUUUGAAGGCGAAAGCUCCCCCGGAAACCAGCCCAGGGGCAUCAGCAAUCGAAAGCAAACUGGGCAAGCAGAUUAACGUCAGCAAGAGGGGAACCAUCUAUAUUGGCAAGAAGAGGGGCAGGAAGCCAAGAACAGAGCUGCCACCCCCAUCCGAAGAACCCAAAACAGCCAUCAAGCACCCAAGGCCUGUUUCUAGCCAGCCGGAUGUUCCAGCCGUGCCUUCCAACUUUCAGUCACUUGUGGCAUCUUCACCAGCAGCUAUGCACCCACUUUCAACACAGUUAGGUGGGUCAAAUGGCAACCUGAGCCCCGCCAGCACUGAAACCAAUUUUUCAGAGUUGAAAACUAUGCCAAAUCUCCAGCCCAUCAGUGCUCUUCCAACCAAAACCCAAAAGGGAAUACACAGUGGAACCUGGAAGCUGUCACCACCCAGGCUGAUGGCCAACUCACCUUCACACCUUUGUGAGAUCGGCUCACUAAAGGAAAUAACGCUGUCCCCUGUGAGCGAGUCGCACAGUGAGGAGACGAUACCAAGUGACAGUGGCAUCGGGACAGACAACAACAGCACGUCUGACCAAGCGGAGAAGAGUUCAGAAUCCCGACGGAGGUACUCUUUUGACUUCUGCUCCCUGGACAACCCGGAGGCCAUACCGUCUGACACCAGCACAAAAAACCGGCAUGGCCACCGGCAGAAGCACCUCAUGGUGGACAACUUCCUGGCCCACGAAAGCCUCAAGAAGCCAAAGCACAAGAGGAAACGGAAAAGCCUGCAAAACCGUGAUGAUCUCCAGUUUCUGGCAGACCUGGAAGAGCUCAUAACCAAGUUCCAGGUGUUCAGGAUCUCCCACCGGAGUUACACAUUUUACCAUGAGAAUCCAUAUCCCAGCAUUUUUCGAAUUAAUUUUGAUCACUAUUACCCGGUGCCAUAUAUCCAGUAUGACCCGUUGCUCUAUCUUCGUAGGACUUCAGACUUGAAGUCAAAGAAGAAGCGUGGUAGGCCUGCAAAAACCAAUGACACCAUGACAAAGGUGCCUUUUUUACAAGGGUUCAGCUACCCUAUUCCCAGUGGAAGUUACUAUGCACCCUAUGGAAUGCCUUACACAUCAAUGCCUAUGAUGAACCUCGGUUAUUACGGUCAGUACCCAGCUCCUUUGUACCUAUCGCACACACUUGGAGCAGCUUCCCCAUUUAUGAGGCCAACAGUGCCCCCACCUCAGUUCCACACGAGCUCCCAUGUAAAGAUGUCUGGUACAGCUAAGCAUAAAGCCAAGCAUGGAGUACACCUGCAAGGACCUGUUGGCAUGGGCCUUGGUGACAUGCAGCCAUCCCUGAACCCUCCCAAGGUGGGCAGUGCCAGUCUGUCCAGCAGUCGGCUCCACAAGAGGAAACAUAAACACAAGCAUAAGCACAAGGAAGACCGGAUCCUAGGGACCCAUGACAACCUGAGUGGUCUCUUUGCAGGCAAAGCCACAGGCUUCUCCAGCCACAUCCUAAGCGAGCGGCUGAGCAGCGCAGACAAAGAGCUCCCAUUGGUGAGUGAGAAGAACAAGCAUAAGGAGAAACAGAGGCACCAGCACAGUGAAGCCAGCCACAGAGCUUCGAAGAACAACUUUGAAGUGGACACCCUGUCUACGCUGUCACUUUCUGAUGCCCAGCAUUGGACGCAGACCAAGGACAAAGGUGACCUGAGCAGUGAGCCUGUGGACUCAUGCACUAAAAGGUACUCUGGCAGUGGUGGGGACAGUGGCAGCACGAGAUCAGACAGCCUGGACGUAUUCAGUGAAAUGACCCCUUCAAAUGACAAGUGGGACAAUGAUGUGAGUGGGAGUAAAAGGAGGAGCUUUGAGGGCUUUGGGACGUACAGAGAGAAGGACAUCCAAGCCUUCAAGAUGACCCGCAAGGAGAGAAGUUCUUAUGACUCCUCCAUGUCUCCAGAUGGCAAGGAGUUAAUGAAUAAGAAAGCAGAUGACAAGAAAGUGAAGGCUGCAGGUGCAGAAAGUGAAAACUCGGUUGUGGUUCCAGCAGAGCUCCAGCUUCUAAGGAGACUUUGCUUCAGGAGUCAGCCCUUGAUGAGCAGUGGCAUUCCUAUUCUCAGGGGCAUUAAGGGGGAGAUAGUAGAUGGAGCAGGUGAGUCCCGAGAGCUGGCUGCUGUGGCUCCCCCACUCUUCAAUGGAGCGGCUGACGAGAUUGAGGAGGUGGGCAGUGAAUCG